Messenger RNA from Melanotaenia boesemani (Boeseman's rainbowfish), 964 nucleotides. It is a transcript of the gene smim22, whose product is annotated as small integral membrane protein 22. Lineage: Eukaryota; Metazoa; Chordata; Actinopteri; Atheriniformes; Melanotaeniidae. The record is from RefSeq and is a predicted model, not a curated record. Gene Ontology annotation, biological process: regulation of cell population proliferation. Bases 532 to 777 code for a protein of 81 amino acids. The transcript has 4 exons.
CCGCUCAGAUCCGACGGCUUGUUCGGUGAAAAAACGACCCUUUUAACCGCAUGGAUGGAGCGAACCGACCUGCAGAUAAACUUAGAAAAUGUUCCAACCUGGUGUUGAUGUGUGGCUCUUCGUCUGUUCACUAGAUAACUUCACAUUGAUUUCUCAAACAACUUCUGCUGAUUUUAUGGUUCUUCCAGCUGCUCCAGGCAGCGAGGUUCUGUUCCAGUCCGACCAAUACUGUCCUGAUAUGUAAAGUGACCUCCGAUGGACACGUUAUAUUUGCAGAAUACAACCUGAAAGAAAUGCGUACACAAUGAUGGCUUUGUUUACUUUGGUAAAGCCUCCUUCCACCGGCCAGCGCUUUCCUCUCCAUUUAAACGGUUAACUCCUCCUCACCGCUCGUCAGCACUUCUCCCCGGGUCACCGCCCGGCAGACAGAAAAGGAACGGACCCAGUGACACACAGGUGCGUCAGGUAGAUCUUCGCACCCGGAAGAAGGAAAACUCACUGAACGGAGCGACUGUGUUAACAGAUUGGGUGAUGGACAACAGGAACAUCCAGCAGGACUUCCAGAACCAGUUCAACGAUGUGGUCUCCAGACUGCAGUCCAAGCAGUUCUUCCAGUCUGACUGGGACAUCGCUUCCUUUGCCAUUUUCUUCAUCUUUAUCGGGAUGGUCCUCCUGCUGGUCCUCCUGGUCUUGAUCCGCUGCUGCUGCUGCUGCUGCGAUGAUGAGAAGCCGAGGAGGAGGAAGGUUGGUGUAGACAACAUGGCUUUGGAGCCCUGAAGCCGGCCCGGCGGGAUCUGCAUGCAGGGCCUCCUGGUCCUCUCUGUGCCAAACUCCAGCUCAAACUCUGCCAUCUGAGAUGUAAAUGUUAGACGUCCUCAGUUUGCUGUGCAGCCAGCUGAAAGAACGUGAACAUGUCAUUUCUAAUAAACAUAUAAACACCCAGCCGUCUUAACAGCAUGUUUGA